AUGGACAGGAGAGUUGACAUUGUUAGCUUCCCUACGAUAUGGGCUGAGAUGCUGAAUGAGAACAAAUUCUCCAUGAGCCGUGUCUAUCAAUGUCUGUUACAGGAUAAUCCCUUGGUUGAAUGGCGUCAUUUGCUCUGUCACAAUAUUGCUAGGCCUCGGGCGAAAAUGUUGUUGUGGCUGGUGUGUCAAGGACGGGUGGCAACCAAGGAAAGAUUGCACAAAAUGGGAAUGAUUCAACAUAUGAAUUGUGAACUCUGUGGGUUUCCUACUGAAAAUCUGGAGCACUGUAUGUUUAAAUGUAAAUAUGCAAUUAGCAUUUGGAGUAUUAUUCUGCAGUGGGUACAAAUUAUAGUCCCUAGUAGUAUUGAUCUCAAUUGGAUAAUGAAGUACACACAUAGCAUAGGGUGGAAACAUGGAUUUUUCAAGGCAGUGGUGGCUGAGACUUUGUAUGCCAUAUGGACACAGAGGAACAAAGUCACCUUUGAUAAAGAUUCAUAUACUCUUGAUAUAGAUAGAAACACAAAAAGUAUUAUUGAUGCACUUGUUUAUAGAGGUUGGAUGCAUUCUAAAUAUAGAGAGAAAAUAGCUAGUCUGCUAAUGUAA
This is a messenger RNA of Vicia villosa (hairy vetch), 603 nucleotides long. RefSeq lists its product as uncharacterized. The transcript has a single exon. The record is from RefSeq and is a predicted model, not a curated record. The coding region runs from base 1 to 603 and encodes 200 amino acids. Lineage: Eukaryota; Viridiplantae; Streptophyta; Magnoliopsida; Fabales; Fabaceae.